AUGAAUUUAAAUUAUAUUGACAAUUAUUGUUAAGCAGUAGAUGUUUCAUAAUAAAAACAAAAGCCAUCUAGCAUUCAUUAUUCAAAUAGAGAAUAUACAUUUGCUCCUUAGAAUUAUAAUUAGGUAGGUAGUAUGAGUAUGAAAUAAUGUCAGCAAGAUUCAAAUUUUAGUAACAAAUACCAUAACAGUAGCUUACCACCUAAUAAUUACACCAAAAAGAAAUCACCAAGUUAACCUACUUCAUAUUUGAAUAAAUUGAAAUAGUAAUAUGCUCCAUUAUAAUCAACUCAAUCAACACAUCAUAGUAAUCAUAAUCAAUCAGUUGAAAGUGAAUAAUAGAGCUAUGAGUAAUUAGUUGUUUAUAAUAACUUAUUAAAAUUAGAGUUAGAAAGAAAGUUGUUUAAUUGUGGGGUUUUUGUUAUCAAAUAAAAUGAAGGAAAAUGUGUUGAUUUUUAUUUAGAAUUGAAAAAAUAGAAAGAUAAUUAUGAAAAAUAGAUAUAAAAUUUAUAAGGAAUUAUAUAAAACUAUGAAAAUAACCUUAAUGAAUUAGUUGAUCUUUAAGAAUAUUAAAGAUAGAAUCAAGAAUUAAGUACAUCAAUUGAAUAAGCUAUUUAAAAAUUGACAUUAGCCAAUUAAACAAUUAAUCAAUUAGAAUAAGAAAAAGAAUCUUUAUUAGAUUAUAUAGACAAAUAGAAAGAUAUUGCAGAAUAGUUGAAAUAAUAAAAUGAUUAACAAGAUUUAAAAUAAAAGGAAAUGAAAAUAAUGAUAUUGCAGUUAUAAAAAUAAAUUGAAUAAUAUAACAUUGAAUUGAUGGAAAAGGAGGAUUUUAUAAAAGAGAUUAGUGAGAUGUAAAAUAAGAGUAAAAGUUUAUUACAAGAUGAAAUUAUGAAAUAUUAAUCAUAAAUUACUAUAUUACAAAGAUAACUAUAAGAUUAAGAAUAGUAGAAUAAAGAAAUAAGUAGAAAAUUUAAUGAUAGUGCAUCUUAGAUAUAAUUGAUAGUUAGGCAAUCUGAUGAUAAACAUAGUCAAUUUCAAUUUACUUAGAUCUAGGAUAAUUAAAGUGUUUGUGAAUUUGAUAGUAAUUUAAAAUCCUCAAGAAACACUAAUCUUAUUCAAAAAUAAUAAUAAGGUUUAGAUUAGAUGAUUCGAAUUAAUAAAUAAACUCUAUAGGAUUUUCAAUAAUAAUUGAUAUUGCAUCAGAAAUUAGGAGAGUAUCAAGAGAAGUUGAGUAAUUAAAUAAAUUAGAUUGAAUAAUAGAAUAAAUAAUUAAUUACAAUAACUUAAUAGUAUCAAGAAUUAUUCUAAUAGAAUUCAAGUCUCAAAGAUAAGGAAGUUUAAUUGAAUUAAUAAGUUAAGGAUUUAAAUUAGACUGUUGGAAAACUAUCAUAAGAAAGAUAGGAAUAUGUUGAAUAAAUGGAAUAGCUGUAAUAAUAGAUAAUAGAUUAAAAUUAAAUAAAUUAAGAUUUGAAUAACUAAUACUUUAAAUAAAUUGAUGAGUUGUAAAAUGUAAAUUUAAUACAAUAAAAAUAUAAUACAUUACAAAUAAAAGUUUAAGCAGAUGUAGAAUAUUAUGAGAAGUAUAUACAUUAUUUAUAGUAGUAUAAUUAAAGAUUUUAAUUCUUAAUUAAUUAAAAUUUACAAGAAGAUAGAAGAAAUCUUAGGAAAUUUAUAAGUUUUUGAUUUAAGCAAAAUUUAAGUAGAUGAGAUUUCACCUAGUACAAUAUUGAUAUCUCUUGAUCAUAUUGAGAGUUUUGUAAGCAGAAAUCUUAACUUUAAUAAAUCUUAAUUAAAUACUUCUAAUCAAAUUCAUAAUAACUUGCUUAAUUUCUCAUCCAGCCAGACACCUACAAAUAUGAUACAAAAUAGCAAAUAUUUUUCAAAUGAGUUUAUUGACAGCAAUUAAUAAAAUAGUAUGUUGAGUAAUUAAAGCAAUCAUAAUAAACCAUAUUUAGUUAAAAGGAAUUACUAUUUAUGA
Messenger RNA from Paramecium sonneborni, 1975 nucleotides. Lineage: Eukaryota; Ciliophora; Oligohymenophorea; Peniculida; Parameciidae. The record is from the annotation of a GenBank genome assembly.